Cydia pomonella (codling moth) is the source of this 451-nucleotide messenger RNA. RefSeq lists its product as uncharacterized. Bases 68 to 412 code for a protein of 114 amino acids. The transcript is spliced from 2 exons. The record is from RefSeq and is a predicted model, not a curated record. NCBI's taxonomy places the organism in Eukaryota, Metazoa, Arthropoda, Insecta, Lepidoptera, Tortricidae.
AAAAGGUUAUAAGAUAUCGUAAACUUGUUUUGAAUCCUUUAGUUGGCUGAGUAACUUCACGAUCAAAAUGCGUGUUUCUGGAGUGGUUUUGGUUUUUCUUUGUGCAUGUGUUUUGACGACGUUUGCAACGGAAUGCAUAUACGAUCCCUUUGGAGAAUGUUUGUCGCCGUGCCCACCCGACACGUACUCAUACAGCCCGGGCUGCGGGUUCGACACGUUGUCGCGACGCACGUGCCGCGCGCCCGUCGCGCGCGUCAUCGGCCACUACUGCGACUACUCCCGAUGCGACUGCGAUGCGACUAAAGUCUGGGACGAGGUGAAGACGAAGUGUGUGCGGUUAGAGGAGUGCUCUGAUCAGACGGAGCUCAAUAAGAAGGAGACCGAGCUCAAUAAGGCGAAAGAAGUGAAAUAAAAUGUUAAAUAAAAUCAUACUGGCAUAUGUAAUUAGAAA